Molecule: messenger RNA, 5862 nt
Organism: Manis pentadactyla (Chinese pangolin)
Lineage: Eukaryota; Metazoa; Chordata; Mammalia; Pholidota; Manidae
Gene: AP2B1
Product: adaptor related protein complex 2 subunit beta 1
Exons: 23
Coding region: 331-3297 (988 amino acids)
Biological process (GO): vesicle-mediated transport; intracellular protein transport
Cellular component (GO): membrane coat; clathrin adaptor complex
Molecular function (GO): clathrin binding
Source: RefSeq, a predicted model, not a curated record
CUCUUCGUGACGCCAAGCCCCUGGUUGCCUUAAAACUCCUGCUUCAGACCCCUUACCCUUCCCAGUCCAAAGCCCGGGGCCCUGGCCCACUCCCACGCUAGCCUGCGGCCCGCACUGCCCCUGCGGGCAUGACGUUACUCGCGAGGCGAGGUCCUCUGACGUGAGACGUAACUGUCCACCAUCUUUGUCCCUGGCAAGUGGGUUUUGCGCAGUGGCUUAGACCUGGAGGAAUCGUGACGCGCAGGAAACCAUUAGACCACCUCUCUGGCUGCGCCGUCAGGCAGCUGCCGCCCCGCCUUUGCCCUUGGUGCACAUUAAAGAUCCAAAACCAUGACAGAUUCCAAGUACUUCACAACAAAUAAGAAAGGAGAAAUCUUUGAAUUAAAGGCUGAACUCAACAAUGAAAAGAAAGAAAAGAGGAAGGAGGCUGUGAAGAAAGUGAUUGCUGCUAUGACUGUGGGGAAGGAUGUUAGCUCUCUCUUUCCAGACGUAGUGAACUGUAUGCAGACUGACAACCUGGAGCUAAAGAAGCUCGUGUAUCUCUACUUAAUGAACUAUGCCAAGAGUCAGCCAGAUAUGGCUAUCAUGGCUGUUAACAGCUUUGUAAAGAGCAGCCGGAUGUGGAUCCCUGUCCUGCUCAAACGGCCCGAAUCUCAGUCUCUCAAGCACUCUGCCUGUCCCACCUCCCCAACCCCACCAACCUCCAGAGCACCACACAAUGACUGUGAAGAUCCCAAUCCUCUGAUUCGGGCCUUGGCAGUUAGAACCAUGGGGUGUAUCCGUGUGGACAAGAUUACAGAAUAUCUCUGUGAGCCCCUUCGGAAGUGCUUGAAGGAUGAAGAUCCCUAUGUUCGGAAAACAGCAGCAGUCUGCGUGGCAAAACUCCAUGAUAUCAAUGCCCAAAUGGUGGAAGAUCAGGGAUUUCUGGAUUCUCUGCGGGACCUCAUAGCAGAUUCAAAUCCUAUGGUGGUGGCUAAUGCUGUAGCAGCAUUAUCUGAAAUCAGUGAAUCUCACCCAAAUAGCAACUUACUUGAUCUGAACCCACAGAACAUUAAUAAGCUGCUGACAGCCCUGAAUGAGUGCACCGAAUGGGGCCAGAUUUUCAUCCUGGACUGCCUGUCUAAUUACAACCCUAAAGAUGACCGGGAGGCUCAGAGCAUCUGUGAGCGGGUAACUCCCCGACUAUCUCAUGCCAACUCAGCAGUGGUGCUUUCAGCAGUAAAAGUCCUAAUGAAAUUUCUAGAGUUAUUACCUAAGGACUCUGACUACUACAAUAUGCUGCUGAAGAAGUUGGCCCCUCCACUUGUCACUUUACUGUCUGGGGAGCCAGAGGUGCAGUACGUCGCCCUGAGGAACAUCAACCUAAUUGUCCAGAAAAGGCCUGAAAUCUUGAAGCAGGAAAUCAAAGUCUUCUUUGUGAAGUACAAUGACCCUAUCUAUGUUAAACUAGAGAAGUUGGACAUAAUGAUUCGCUUGGCAUCCCAAGCCAACAUUGCUCAGGUUCUAGCAGAACUGAAGGAGUAUGCCACAGAGGUGGAUGUUGACUUUGUUCGCAAAGCUGUGCGGGCCAUUGGGAGGUGCGCCAUCAAGGUGGAGCAGUCUGCAGAGCGCUGUGUGAGCACAUUGCUUGAUCUCAUCCAGACCAAAGUAAAUUAUGUGGUCCAAGAGGCGAUUGUUGUCAUCAGGGACAUUUUUCGCAAAUACCCCAACAAGUAUGAAAGUAUCAUCGCCACUCUGUGUGAGAACUUAGACUCGCUGGAUGAGCCAGAUGCUCGAGCAGCAAUGAUUUGGAUUGUGGGAGAAUAUGCUGAAAGAAUUGACAAUGCAGAUGAGUUACUAGAGAGCUUUCUGGAGGGUUUUCAUGAUGAAAGCACCCAGGUGCAGCUCACUCUGCUUACUGCCAUAGUGAAGUUGUUUCUCAAGAAACCAUCAGAAACACAGGAGCUGGUACAGCAGGUCUUGAGUUUGGCAACACAGGAUUCUGAUAAUCCUGACCUUCGAGACCGGGGCUAUAUUUAUUGGCGCCUUCUCUCAACGGAUCCUGUCACAGCCAAAGAAGUAGUCUUGUCUGAGAAGCCACUGAUCUCUGAAGAGACAGAUCUUAUUGAGCCAACUCUACUGGAUGAACUAAUCUGCCACAUUGGUUCUUUGGCCUCUGUGUACCAUAAACCUCCUAAUGCGUUUGUGGAAGGCAGUCAUGGAAUCCAUCGCAAACACUUGCCAAUACAUCAUGGGAGCACUGAUGCGGGCGACAGCCCUGUUGGCACCACCACUACCACCAACCUGGAACAGACUCAGGUUAUCCCCUCUCAAGGUGACCUCCUGGGGGACCUUUUAAACCUUGACCUUGGUCCCCCAGUCAAUGUGCCACAGGUAUCCUCCAUGCAGAUGGGAGCAGUGGAUCUCUUGGGAGGAGGACUAGAUAGUCUGCUUGGCAGUGACCUUGGCGGGGGCAUUGGAGGAAGUCCGGCAGUGGGACAAUCCUUCAUCCCAUCAUCAGUGCCUGCAACCUUUGCUCCUUCCCCUACGCCUGCUGUGGUCAGCAGUGGUCUGAAUGACCUAUUUGAACUCUCCACAGGGAUAGGCAUGGCACCUGGUGGAUAUGUGGCUCCUAAGGCUGUCUGGCUGCCCGCAGUAAAAGCUAAAGGCUUGGAGAUUUCUGGAACAUUUACUCACCGCCAAGGGCACAUCUAUAUGGAAAUGAACUUCACCAACAAAGCUCUGCAGCACAUGACAGAUUUUGCAAUUCAGUUCAACAAGAAUAGCUUUGGUGUCAUUCCCAGCACUCCUCUGGCCAUCCAUACACCACUGAUGCCAAACCAGAGCAUUGACGUCUCCCUCCCUCUCAACACCUUGGGCCCAGUCAUGAAGAUGGAACCUCUGAACAACCUGCAGGUGGCUGUGAAAAACAAUAUUGAUGUCUUCUACUUUAGCUGCCUCAUCCCACUCAAUGUGCUUUUUGUAGAAGAUGGCAAAAUGGAGCGCCAGGUCUUCCUUGCCACGUGGAAGGAUAUUCCCAAUGAAAAUGAACUUCAGUUUCAGAUUAAGGAAUGUCAUUUAAAUGCUGACACUGUUUCCAGCAAGUUGCAAAACAACAAUGUUUAUACUAUUGCCAAGAGGAAUGUGGAAGGGCAGGACAUGCUGUACCAGUCCCUGAAGCUCACUAAUGGCAUUUGGAUUUUGGCUGAGCUACGCAUCCAGCCAGGAAACCCUAAUUACACGCUGUCACUGAAGUGUAGAGCUCCGGAAGUCUCUCAGUACAUCUAUCAGGUCUACGACAGCAUUUUGAAAAACUGAUAGACUGGUCUGAUGCCCUCUGGCCACCCUGAGAUUGGUGCAAGCUGAGGACCCUUAACUGGAAGAAAUUGUAUUGCCUAGAGACUCUGAACCCAAACACACUGAGACCACCCACCAAGGUAGUGACUAGUCUAACCUGUGCUGACAUUAGGGCACAACCUGUUGGAUAGUUAGGGCUUCCUGUGAACAUUUGUAACCACUGCUUCAAUCACUUCCCACCUCUUGCCACCUGCUGCCUUGGUCCUUAUUUGUGGCUUCUCCAUUCUAUGCCAAGGGCUGGCAUUUUUUAGUGUAGUUUGAUAUUUUGUCAUUGAGAGCUCAUUUCAGAAGCAGAAAAAGACAAAAAAUAUUAAAGCAAGGAAAAGUGUCACUGAAACAUAAACUGCACUUUAUUGUUUUAUAUUUUUGUACAUAUGAGAAAUUGAGGGAGUAGUGUAACUGGUAGAAAGUGUGAAAACAACUGAUUGUCAUUAGCUGCACAGUCCUAUGAAAAGAGAUAACAGUUCCCUGCCCACCCUGUUAGGAGUUCUCUUAUCUGAGGCAACUUUGUCCCUGGUCAUUUAAGUGCUUUUCCUUGUGAUUCACCCUGUCCUGUAUUAUCAUCUCAUUGGAUUUCUCUGCAGUUGGGAAUGGUGGUCUUCCUUGAUUGAAUGGUGUCACGGUGCAGGAAAUAGGGCCUGUCAGCACCAAGGCUGAGAGAAUUUAGAACUUACUACAUUCCUUUCUCUUGAUCUAACCCAUUAGUAACACUGAUUAAAGAAUUUGAGUAGAGAUGGAAAACAGGAACCAAAAUGCCCUUUCCCACUCCUUGCCCUCAGUUUAAUUCUCAGGUCCAUUUCAGAUCCAAAAUCAGUUUUAGAGUUGAAACAGACUUAAGUAAUCCAAUCCUCUUUUUCUUGAAAAAGAUAAAAGGAUGUUACUGCCUGAGGCCUGUUGGCUGUUUAGACACAGAGCUGGGAGCCUGGAUCAUUGUUUGCUGGUGUGUCUCAUUAGUUUUCUUUUCCUCGAUGCCUUUCUCUUGCCCUUCCUGUGCCUGCUUCUUUUCGGCUCUGCUUACAUUCCUUGCUGAUUUUGCACUCCAUUCACUGGCAUCAGGUGGCAGCAGAGUAUCUUUUCAAUUACUUGAAGGUAAAUCCAGGUGCCAGAAUGAAGGAGUAGCUAAUGCUUCCCUCUCUGCUCCUGGAGCACAGUUCUUGAGAUCAGCAGGGGGAUGUGGAGAUGAAGCAAGCUUAGAGGUAUCACAGAUUCACUUGAUCCUUUCAGCUCUGUGAUCUUCUCUUGGCUCUUGUUACUUAGGCUCCAAGGCAGUUGAGAUCAUCUCCGAGGGUUAAGCAGUUGUUGUCAUCUCUCAAAAGACUGGGAGAUGCGAAAUCCCCUCCUUUAACACAUUGGUGUAUUUUUUUCAAAGAAUGUUUUCGUGCCCAAAACACCAACUUCUUUAGCAGUGUUCACACUGUUUCAUGUGUGGGCACUUGGAUUGCAUGGAGCCCACUAGUCAGAAUUCAUGACCAAGACUGCUCUUCUUAGAUGCCUCUGUCAAAUCAGAGGUAUUUUCAGACCUAAGAGUAAGUCCAAGAGGAGGAAUUGUAAAAAAAAAACAGGAGUAGAAACUACCCCCAGCCCCAUCAUGUCUGAAAAAACCCUGAUUCAUGCCAGUUUUAAAACUUGGGAGAGUGGUAUUCCCCUAAGCAGUUUCAUAAACCUUGAGAAUCUCAAGAGAAGAAUUAAGGGGGUGUAGGGAAAGGAACCAGUGUCCUGUGUUACCAGCCCUCAGGCACGUGGAGAGGAAGGAGGAACACAGGAUCCUGUGCAGGGAGGUGGAUGGGGUGGAAGAGCAGGUUGAUAAAGCUCCCUUGUUGGGAAAUAUUUGGGUACAAGCAGUGAAGAAGGUUCACACUACCAGUGCUGUGUUCUCAAAGCAAACUGUAGUUCCAGAAGGAAGAGUAUGUGUCAGGGUAAGCAGACAGAACAGUUUUAUACCGGGAUAUGUCCCUCUGCAUCUGAAACAAGGCUUCUCUCAGCCUCCUCAGCAGUGAUGGGUGGCAGCUCCUGUUCUCAGCUGACUUGAGCCAACCAGUGAACUCCUUGCCCCUUGGGAGGCUGCCUCCUGUGCACCCUUGAUCAGUUAGGGAGGCAUUCUGCUCCAGGGAAAGGACCUCUCUCCUGAAGACAGAACCUGUUGCCUCCACCACGGCUUCCCUUUUGGCUCAUGUCCAGCUUGGCCUAAUUGGGGAAACAGAGGUAGAUUGCCCUGCAUUCCCUCUCUUCUGCCUCAGUGUGUCUUUUGUAAAGUCAGCUGGUGUCAUACAAAGGGCAGGGAAGCACACACACACCCAGAACUCUUUUGCUGGUCAGAGAUGCCCUGAGUGUCUGCCCUUGCCCGAGCCUGUUUGUGUGUCUGUGUUGUGAAGCUUGAGAUGCUGGAGAGAGAUGGGGAGGAGAAGGGUGGUAAAUGUUGCCCUAAGAAUGCUUACAUUCUUUUGUUGUUGGGAUCUAUUCUUUGGGAGGGUGGGGGCUGUGGGAAGCUUGACCUUGUGUCUUCAUCAAUAAACUGAUUUACACAUA